ACACACCAAAAAUCUCACGGCCGCCAUGAUGCUUGUUUGCUUUCCGUGAGGCAGCUGCAGAUACAGUGAGAGAGAAACAAAGAGAAAACAACACACUGGUCUUUACACAUUGGUAUGCGUUUUCAGUAUUACAGGAAUGCCCAAGGAAAAAUAUGACCCGCCAGAUCCUAGGCGGAUGUACACAAUAAUGUCGAGUGAGGACGCAGCCAACGGGAAGAAGUCGUACUGGGCUGAGCUAGAAAUCAGCGGGAACGUAAGGAGCUUAAGCACUGCAUUGUGGUCACUGACGCACUUAACCGCAUUGCAUCUCAGCGACAAUUCCCUCUCACGCAUUCCGCCAGACAUUGCCAAACUCCAUAAUCUGGUAUACCUGGACCUCUCAUCCAACAAGAUCAGGAGCUUACCAGCAGAGCUCGGAAACAUGGUUUCACUCAGGGAACUGCUUUUAAACAACAACCUGUUGCGGGUUCUACCUUUUGAGCUGGGAAAACUAUUUCAGUUACAGACACUGGGGUUGAAAGGAAACCCACUUGCACAAGAAAUCUUGAAUCUCUACCAGGAACCAGACGGGACACGAAGGCUACUGAAUUACUUGCUUGAUAACUUGGCUGGCACUGCCAAAAGAAUUCCAACAGAGCAGCCCCCUUCAAGGUCAUGGAUUGUGCUGCAGGAACCAGACCGGACACGACCGUCAGCUCUGUUUUCUGUUAUGUGCUACAAUGUACUCUGUGAUAAGUAUGCUACUCGACAGUUAUAUGGCUACUGUCCAUCAUGGGCUUUAAACUGGGAGUACAGGAAGAAAUCAAUCAUGCAGGAGAUCCUAAGUUGCAAUGCAGACAUCAUUAGUCUUCAGGAGGUAGAAACAGAGCAGUACUACAACUUCUUUCUGGUGGAGCUGAAAGAACAGGGCUAUGAUGGCUUCUUCAGUCCCAAAUCCCGAGCCAGGACAAUGUCUGAGUCAGACAGGAAGCAUGUGGAUGGAUGUGCAAUAUUCUUCAAAACAGAAAAGUUUAGCUUGGUCCAAAAACACACAGUUGAAUUUAACCAGCUAGCCAUGGCCAACUCGGAAGGAUCGGAAGCCAUGCUGAACAGAGUGAUGACCAAGGACAACAUCGGGGUAGCUGUACUGUUGGAGCUGCGCAAAGAGAUGAUUGAAAUGUCCUCUGGGAAGCCCCUUCAUGGCAUGGAGAAGCAGCUCAUCCUAGUUGCCAAUGCGCACAUGCACUGGGACCCUGAAUACUCUGACGUCAAGCUGGUACAGACCAUGAUGUUCCUGUCUGAGGUCAAGAACAUCAUUGACAAGGCCACCCGAAGUCUCAAGUUAUCCUCUGUGUCGGGGGAAACCAACGCCAUCCCCCUUGUCCUGUGUGCUGAUCUGAACUCCUUGCCAGAUUCAGGUGUGGUGGAGUACCUGAGUACGGGAGGGGUUGACUGCACACACAAGGACUUCAAAGAGCUGCGCUACAGUGACAGCCUCACCAACUUCAACUGCAACGGCAAGAACGGCACGUCCAACGGGCGGAUAACUCACGGCUUCAAGCUCAAGAGUGCCUACGAGAAUGGCCUGAUGCCUUACACGAACUACACGUUUGACUUCAAGGGGGUGAUCGAUUACAUCUUCUACUCCAAGCCUCAGCUCAACGUACUCGGCAUCCUAGGCCCUCUUGAUCCUCACUGGCUCAUUGAGAACAAUAUCAGCGGAUGCCCACACCCGCACAUCCCUUCAGACCACUUCUCCCUUUUUGCACAACUGGAGCUCGUGUUGCCCUACCCACCCCCUGUCAAUGGGAUCCACCUGCCUGGCAGGAGGUAGUUGCUAAGCCAGCUGAGGGCACACCUUCCCUCGAACUAUCUUGUAAACAAAAUGUAAAAUCAAACGUAUAGAGGAGUGAGGUAUGGCCAACAGGGAUUUUUUUCUCCUAAUUGUUUUCACGAAUUUUAAGUCAAUCUUAUUACUAAGUUCUUUCCAGGCAAAAUUAUGAACCCCUUUAUGCUUUGUAUACUGUCAGAAUGGACCUUUUUUUGUAAACACCUUCCUUUGGUAUUUGGAUUUUUUAACCUUGAUUAUUAUAUGCCUUUAAAUGUGCGCAUUCAUGCCUAUAGAAGUACACAGGGUUUGCACAAUGUACUGCCUCUGUUUUAGAGAAAACAUUAAAUGGUGAAAUCCUGCAUUGUAUAGGAUUAAUGUUAAAAUUCAUAUAUGAGAUAGAAUGAUAUCCAUUGCUGUGAGAAACGUAACAUCAAGUUAAACAUUGUCUCACAUAUUGAAGCCAUUAUUAAUUUGUGUCGGGCUACACUGGGCAAAGUAAGUGCCAUUGAUUGUGGAUUAUUUUGUCUUUAUUAUACUUGGGGUUAUUAUUUCACAUCAUUUCAUUAUUUCCCCUUAACAAUAUCAUCUGCAGUGCAUGCUCAGUAACUGGUGACCAAAGUUAAGACCAAGACAUCUGAUAUCUAAAGACAUGUUUUCACAGAUUCAGCAAUGCCAGAGUCUGCUCUCUAGGUGCUAGAAAAAUUGCCUUUCUACAGAAAUGGUGCAGUUUUUAUCAAAGAAAAAUACAUUAGUGAAUUCUGGAAGUAUGUAUUGGCUCUUGAAACACUGUUUAAACUUUUGCUGUUUUCAUGUCAAAAUUGAGCAAUCAGAACAGUAAAACGUCUGGUGUGUUGUAUUCUGCCUGUUAAAAUAGUGCUUGAAUAUGGGGAUGUAAACAGCUACACUUAGCCCAGCAGCAAACAUGUUAUUACUGUUAAAUUAAAGCAGCUUUAAAAGUAUUGCACUUUGAUCACAAGAAUGAAUUUAGUGAUGGAUGACUUGCUGAAAGUAAGAAGAAUUUCAGAACUGUGUAGUCAUUUUAAGAGCAGAUGUACCUUUCUGGCAUCUAGCAGGUGGUUAUAAAGUUGGUCAUUUUUAAUUUCUCAAAGUACUGCAUAGCUCCUGUUGCUUGCAGUUAAAUUGUUUAAAGGAUAUUUAUACAAAUGGACUUAAGUUUGUGGGUGAUUACAGCUACAUUUGUGUUGAACCCUAUUAAAUUAACAGUGACUAAUGAUUUUACAGUAAUAUUACCCUUGUGUUGUAAUUUAAGUCAAGAAAGUGACCUACUUCGUUGUCACCUGCUUUUGUAUGUGUGUGAUUGUACUUUUAUAGGCAUCUGCGCACACAGGGAUCUGUAGCACUGUCUUUGAGGCCAGUCGUAACCUUCUAAGGCCAUUCUUUCCAUACUUCACUCCAAGGUUUUUUUCAGAGAAGUGUUUGUAUAAAAUAGAAUUUGGAUUUAGCCUUUAAUGAUUGUAUAUGAACCACAAAAGACCUGAUUUAUGGCAUUUUUGUACUUUAAAAAUCAAUUUGGAAAACAAUGAUUGUAUUGUAAACUAAGGCUAAAUUUUUAUCUGUUUUGCGUGUUAUUAAAAGAAGAAAAAACCAGCUUGUAAAGAAAGAUGUUAUAACAGGUUUUCUCUGCUAAUAUUUGCACUGUUCUGGGUUAAAUUUCUGUAUGUACCAUGUUUUUUAUUUGUAUUUUGAGAACAUUGCUUAUUUUAAACUUCAAGACUCCACUUAUAAAGCAGUUUGAGCCUUAUUUCUAGUACUAGAAUGCUUUUUUCAGUAUCAGUUAGAUGGAACUCAUCUCUUUUCAGUUCUGAUCAUUCAAUUCAGAAUUAAAAGACAGGAAAGAAGGCAGUCUUAAAUGUCCCGUGCCGUUUAACAGUCAUCUGUACUCUUGGAGCAAUAUUCUAAGACUCUCGGGAAGAUCCUCGUCAUAAUUUGACGGAUCCCCUAAACCGAAGGAAAAACCUAAAACAUCACAUUCAUUUCUCUGUCAUGGAUAUACAUCAUGCUAUGGGAGGGAAGUAGUCUUGAGACCCCAUUCCCACAUAAAAAAAAAUCAUUGUGCCUCAUCAGUUGUGUUCUCAAACAGCACUGCCUGUGCAAGCAGGGAAAACCUGAACAGCAUCUUUUAAUUUUUUAAAAUACUGUUAACAGUUGUGAAGAUUUUAUGAAGUUUUUUUUGUAUUAGCUGUGGCAUUUUUUUUCUUCUUGUCCUCUCUUUUCAUGGAGUAAUGAAUUCCAUAGUAAUCAGGUUAAGUACGGCAAAUGGAGAUUUUGUAACUGCCGAAACCUUAGAACUGCUUCUGUCUCUUUGCACAGUGCUUGGAUCUUCUGUUUUUUGUUUUUGUAUUUAUACACCAAGGAAAUUUCAUGCUAUACCUUUGGAAACUUGCAGCCUGGUCUUUAAAAGCAUCCUUCCUUGGUUGUAUUUUAAACUUCAAUUUGAAACGGUAUGAAGAGCAACAUUUCAAACUUGGAAAACCUAUUAAAUGAUUUAUUUAAUGAAACAGGGACCGAACCAUGCUUUUCUGUAGAGCUAGACCAGUGCUAUAAUUUAAUCUUUUCAUUGAUAGUGCCAUCUAUUGCGUAUUACCAUAAAGCCAAGUGUAGAGUUAUUAUAAAUUUAGUUACUGUACCCUUUUUUGAUCUUUUUUAAAAAGUAAGACACUUUCAUGUCUAGCUUGAUGUAGUAUGUCAUAUGAGCCACACAUAUAGCCUGGUCUAGCUUGAGUUUCAUCUGCUGGCAGGGAACCAUGCAGGGUAUGGUGGUACUGUUAAGAUCUGGAAAGUCCUAAAUUGACAACAUAGUUUAAUUAGCAGAUGUGACAUGCUGCACUGAAGAAAUGUUUUUCUUUUUUUUAAAAAAGCAAGCAAUUGACAAGCACUUAAUGUAGAUCGAUAGUGCAGCUACUCCUUAAAAUUGAAUCUUAUCACCCUUUUUUAAAAGAAAAAUGUGCAAGUGUAAAUUUUAACAUUUUUUACAAAGAACGUUUGAUCUGUAGUCCUUGUCUGGGACCUGCUCUUUUUUUGCUUUUAUUUGAGCAAAUAGCAAACAUGUCCAGUUUAUAAUUAGUACCUUGAAAUACUGGUAGUAUUGUAGUAGAUUUAAAAAAGUAGUUUUUUGUAAAGUGUGAAUAAAAGGUGUUAUCUCAUGUUUCCUUUCUUAAAAACAAAUUGUGUUGUUAAUGUGUAUCAUGACAAAUAUUCAAUAGUAUUAUGAUUGGUUGGUAACUUUUUUCUUUUACCCAUUGUCAUCUUUUUUUAUUAUCCAAAACUCAAACCAAUUUUUUUCUUUCAAAGUGUUAGCAAGCUGAAUUCUUAGUGUUUUUGGCUUCUAACUUGGAUCAGAAUCACUUCUUACCUUGAGGGCAUGAUUUUGCGUUGUGCCCUCUUUUUUUAAAACAAGAAGAAAAGAAGUUUUCAGCGUCACCAAAUGGGAAUCCCAGACUCAUAUCUUUAGCUUAUUUUAGACGUCACAUAGCGCAGGCUAGCACAGUUGUGAAAAUAAGUGGGCCAGGUAGACCCGCUGAUCAGUGGUUGAUGCUUCAGUAGAAAGAGCCCUUUGCAAAGUGGUGUUAACGUGUACGUUUAAACACAUGCCAGCAGUGUCCUUAGGACAGAGGUGAUAUUGUAAUGUGAGUCUACUAUUGCACCCUCUCGUUAUAUAUGUUAUUGUGCUUCUAGUGGUGAGUUAAGUUUAAAUCGUGUUCUCUGCUAUUUAAAUAACUGAAUAUGCCUAGAGGCACCUUUCUCUUGUGCAAUGGUGCAUUUGGAAUAAGGCCUUAGGACAGGGAGGGGGUGGGGGAAUAGAGUGAGGGGUUAAGGGUAACCCUGAACUUAAGCCCUAAACUUGAGUAAUGAUCAGCAGAUGGUGCACAUGCACUUCUACUUUAACUUGCAUUCAUUGUAUUGACCCUUUUUUUUAAAAAAAAACUUUUGCACUCUGAUCAGUUACUGAAAGCACUAUCUCAAUAUUUUGUUGUAGAACAAUCUCCCACUUGAUUAAUUUGCAUCCAUCCUGUGAUAUGUUUUGGGGAUUGUAGUUAUGAUCACACUUAGGACAGUAGAAUGGUAGGGAGAACAAGUACUUUCCCUUUGUUAAAAUUUUGAAAACACUUCCUUGUUUGGUAAACAGCUUGCAAUAUUUAGAACAAUCAUCUUUCAAUUUUAGAUGAUAGGAAAUUUCUGAAAUUUGGCAAUAAUGGUUGCUCAUUUGACUUUGAUUUGUUGUCUUGGUUUUUUUUUUGUUGCUAGCCUCGGAUGUUCCUGACCCAUUUGGCAGAAAUGCUCAAUUCCACCUGCUUUGCUGAUUCAUUUGACCACCCCUACUUCCCUGUUCUAUCCACAAGUUUGUGAUUCCUGCUGUUUCCACCUCCUUUUUGCCAGUAGUGUUAGUCGUUCAAUGAUCAGGAUUGCCUAUCUUUAGCCGACAGAUGAGUACAUAUAUAUAAUGUUCCACUAUGUAAUGCACUGGACCAACUCUUGUUUACCAUUCGUGGAAUACCAGCAAAACACUUGCACAAAGUUUAAAAAGAAUGUUACGUUAAAAAAAACAAAGGCAGCUGUUUUUAAAUAAAUAUUAGGAACUGUAAGGGGCCUAAUGGUAAACAAGGGAUUUUCAAUUUACUGUUAUCCUUAACAGUUUUCUUGGUUAUCUUUGAACUAGUUUUAUGUUUAUAACAGGGUCAGCUUGUUUCCUUUACACCUAUGUAUUUUCCUACUUAUGGUUGAAAAUAAAUUCUAUAUCUGUUUCA
Molecule: messenger RNA, 6576 nt
Organism: Lepisosteus oculatus (spotted gar)
Lineage: Eukaryota; Metazoa; Chordata; Actinopteri; Semionotiformes; Lepisosteidae
Gene: cnot6a
Product: CCR4-NOT transcription complex, subunit 6a
Biological process (GO): nuclear-transcribed mRNA poly(A) tail shortening
Cellular component (GO): CCR4-NOT complex; cytoplasm; nucleus
Molecular function (GO): poly(A)-specific ribonuclease activity; protein binding
Source: RefSeq, a predicted model, not a curated record